Messenger RNA from Athene cunicularia (burrowing owl), 5218 nucleotides. RefSeq names its product glutamate receptor interacting protein 2 (gene GRIP2). Gene Ontology annotation, molecular function: protein binding. Lineage: Eukaryota; Metazoa; Chordata; Aves; Strigiformes; Strigidae. The transcript has 24 exons. Bases 43 to 3408 code for a protein of 1121 amino acids. Gene Ontology annotation, biological process: neurotransmitter receptor transport, endosome to postsynaptic membrane. The record is from RefSeq and is a predicted model, not a curated record.
AGUCGGGGGAAUCCCGUCCCCUCUCUCCGGCUGUGAGACCAAAUGAAUAAAGUCAACAAGGUUUUGAAGAUCCUUAAGAAGUCAUCAAGGAGGAGGAAGAGAUGGAGAGAGGAGCUGAGGGUGGAGGAAGAAGGGGAGAGCCAGCAACUCUGUGACCCAGGUGGUUUGUGCCGCCUGCACCUCUGUACCAGUGACGAUGGCCCUUACUCGAAGGGGAGCAAGGACUCUGGUGGGAUGGACACAGCCCUGGUCUCCAGGAGGCAAAGCAUCCCAGAGGAGUUCAGAGGGGUCACCAUUGUGGAGCUGAUUAAGAAGGAAGGAAGCACCCUGGGGUUAACCAUUUCAGGUGGCACAGACAAAGAUGGAAAGCCAAGAGUCUCCAAUCUGAGGCCGGGAGGACUGGCUGCAAGAAGUGACCAGCUGAACGUCGGGGAUUACAUCAAGUCAGUGAAUGGCAUUAACCUGACCAAGCUGCGGCAUGAUGAGAUCAUAAGCCUGCUGAAAAAUGUGGGCGAAAGGGUAGUGCUGGAAGUAGAGUAUGAGCUUCCGCCAGCCGUGCCAGAGAGCAGUGCUGGCAUUAUUCCCAAGACCAUCGAGGUGUCCCUCUACAAGGAAGGCAACAGCUUUGGCUUCGUGCUGAGAGGGGGAGCCCAUGAAGACUGGCACAAAUCCAGACCGCUGGUGCUCACCUACGUGAGGCCGGGUGGCCCAGCAGACAGGGAAGGGUCCUUGAAAAUUGGGGACAGGCUGCUGAGUGUUGAUGGGAUCCCUCUGCACAGCAUGACCCACGCUGACGCCCUCAACAUCCUGCGGCAGUGCAGCCAGGAGGCACUCUUCCAGAUCGAGUACGAUGUGACCAUCAUGGAUACUGUAGCAAAUGCUUCGGGUCCUUUACUAGUUGAAAUAGCAAAGACUCCAGGAUCUACGCUAGGAAUCACACUGACAACAACCAUGCACCGGAACAAGCAGGUCAUUGUCAUCGACAAGAUCAAGCCAGCCAGCGUGGUGGACAGAUGUGGUGCGUUGCAUGUUGGCGACCAUAUUCUCUCCAUUGAUGGCACAAGCACAGAGCACUGCUCCUUAUUAGAGGCAACUCAGCUUUUAGCUGCCACUUCAGAAAAUGUCAAGCUAGAGAUAUUACCUGUUCACCAAAGCAGGCUGCCUUUGAAGCCUCCAGAAACAGUCAAGGUGCAGAAGAGUGACCACCACCACUGCUGGGACCCCUGUGUCAACUACUGUCACACCCACCACCCCGGGCACUGCAAGACACCCACUUGGAACCAGGCGUCUGGACAGGAUUACUGCAAAUCUCUGGUGGCCGCCAACUUCUCGUCUCCCACUCUGAACGCGCAGGGCUUCCCUUGCCAGAACUCCAACACGCUACCUCGCAGCUCCCACCCCAUGAGCCCCCGCACCACCAUGCUGAGGAGGAGGCAGAAGAAGAAGGAGCACAAGAGCUCACUGUCACUGGCCUCCAGCACCGUGGGUCCUGGCGGGCAGAUAGUCCACACGGAGACAACAGAGGUGGUGCUCAGGGGAGACCCUUUGAAUGGCUUCGGACUUCAGCUCCAGGGAGGCAUCUUUGCUACCGAAACCCUGUCUUCCCCACCUCUCGUCCGUUUUAUUGAGCCCGACAGCCCGGCAGAGAGGUGUGGGCUGCUACAAGUAGGAGACAGAGUCCUUUCUAUCAACGGCAUUGCGACUGAGGACGGGACUAUGGAGGAAGCUAAUCAGCUUUUGCGUGACGCCGCGCUCACCAACAAAGUGGUGCUGGAGAUCGAGUUCGAUGUCGCAGAGUCUGUCAUACCCAGCAGCGGUACUUUCCACGUUAAAUUGCCCAAGAAAAGAGGUGUAGAGCUUGGAAUUACAAUCAGCUCUGCAAGCAGAAAGCCUGGGGAGCCUUUGAUUAUCUCUGACAUCAAGAAGGGGAGCGUAGCACAUAGAACUGGCACCUUGGAGCCGGGAGACAAGCUGUUAGCCAUUGAUAACAUCCGACUCGACAAUUGCUCAAUGGAGGAUGCUGUGCAGAUUUUAAGGCAGUGUGAAGACCUGGUCAAAUUGAAGAUUAGGAAGGAUGAAGAUAACUCUGACGAGCAGGAGACAACCGGUGCUAUUAUCUACACGGUGGAACUGAAGCGAUACGGCGGCCCUUUGGGAAUAACCAUCUCCGGCACGGAGGAACCCUUCGAUCCCAUCGUCAUUUCGGGCUUGACUAAACGAGGGCUGGCAGAAAGAACUGGAGCCAUCCACAUCGGUGACCGGAUAUUAGCGAUUAAUAACGUGAGCCUCAAGGGCAAACCGCUGAGUGAAGCUAUUCACCUGCUGCAGAUGGCGGGAGAGACGGUCACUCUGAAGAUCAAGAAGCAGACAGAGAAAUCCUAUCCCAAGAAGUCGGGGAGUAUAAACGAAGUGAGCGACCCAGAAGAUGAACUGACGGACUCCCAGAAAACUAGCAAGCUGUCUGAGAUAUACUCCACCACAAUUCCUAGCGUGGACAGUGCUAUGGAGUCCUGGGAUGGCUCCGGCAUUGAUGCUGGGUAUGGAAGCCAAGGUACGUACAUACCGCAGGCUGCUGGCAUAGCCCUCCAUCCACACGAAUGGAGACACAGCAGACAAAAGAGCAGCACCCCUCCGGGCGACCCCAGGAAAAACUACCCCUACAUGGACGGAAGCUUCAGUGAAGAUGACUGGGACAAGCCCAGCAGAUACCCCAACCGCCAAAAUGGCCUUGAGACCACUCACGAGGAUAGUUUUUGGCGUGUUUUUGGAGAAGCUUUGGAGGAUUUGGAAACAUGUGGCCAGUCUGAACUUUUGAGGGAGAUUGAGGCAUCCAUCAUGACAGGGAGUGUGCACAACCUGGGCCUGGAGGGCAGCAAGUUGCUCCUGGACUCUGUCAACCCGUCGGGACUGAGCCCAUUGAGGAGAGCAAACUCCAGCUGUGAUGACGGACAAACUGAGAGCAGCAGCUCCCCUGCCAAGAAGAAUGAGAGGAACCUGGACAUGAAGAAGAUCGAGAAGGAAAUGCAGGAAAUCAUGUCCCCCACCCCCCUCGAGUUUCACAAGAUGACGCUCCACAAAGACCCAGAGAGCGAAGACUUUGGAUUCAGUGUGUCGGAUGGCCUGUUAGAAAAAGGUGUCUAUGUAAAUAUGGUCCGUCCGGAUGGGCCAGCAGAUCAGUGUGGCCUCAAGCCAUAUGACAGAGUGCUUCAGGUAAACCGCAUCCGAACGAGAGACUUUGACUGCUGUCUGGCUGUUCCCCUGAUUUCGGAGGCUGGAGAUAAGCUGGACCUGGUGAUUAGCCGAAACCCCUUGGCACUGGCUGCCAACGCUCCCCCGGAGGGGAACAGAGAGCUGCCGGCGCAGGCGGCCCGCGGUGCCGAGGUCAAGGCGAGCGUCCAGACGCUCUGAGCAGCAGGAGCGGAGCAGACGGUGCCUGGGGCCUCUGCUGAACCGUUGGGGUUAUUUGGGGUGUUUUUCCUGUUUUUUGCACUGGUAUUUGUUAAACGCUGUGUGUACCAUAACGUGCAAGUGGGGAGGUGGGUCUUCAGUGAGCUUGUAGACCGCCAAAGAUUGCUGGGAAGGUCGGGGCUGGAUGCGCGUCUGAGGCCGUGGGCAGCACCGGCCAGGGGUGAGCUGCCGACGGGGUCCUGCCUCCCGCACCCUCCUCACCCCGAAGGCCUUGGCCAUCCUAUAAACACACAUGGUGCUAUUCUGUUUCUUGUUUGCUCGGUUCAUCGCAUACAGCAAGACUGACAACGCCUUUCCUUUUCUGUUGUGACCAGCUCCAUCCUUGAAACACUCCUGAGAAAUCCUGCACUCCUGGUGCAGGGCUGUGGAGACUCCUGUUUAAAAGACAUUUGAGAAUGUGCUUGAGAGUGGCAAGAUGCAGUUCUUGUUCAAAAAUCGGUAUUUGCAGCUGCCUCCUGCCAGCCCCAUCCGUGCUCCCUGCCAGGCUGGCUCGCCCUGCAGUGGGAUGAGGCACCUUGUCUCACCGUCGAGUCCCGUGAGCAACGUGGUUACCUGUGCUGGAGGAGUCAGUACAGAGCAGGAGGCCGUUCCCGAGGCUGAAGGCCUUGAAUUCCUGCCCAAAUCCCCAGCCACUUCGUUUGUCUGGGCUUUAUGGAGAUCUCUUGCUUGCAAACCUGGCCUGUGCCCGCAAGUAAAUAGCGGAACAGCGAUCUUCCCAGGGCCCUCCCUGAUGUUUUGAAUCAAGCCUUGUCCUGUCAGUGGCAUGAGAAGCCUUUGUUAGAUGGAGGUUGUGUCCCGCGUGGGCUGGGCUCUGUCUGUGUGUGCCCACGCGGGUUCGGCUGCUUGCCCCCAUCGCUGACCCCUCCGCGGCUUCGCAGGCAUGAGGCCCCACGCUCGCCCCCUCCCGAGAGCCCCCGUCGCGUUGGUUCGCUCAUCUGCUUGCCACGUUUCACGUUUUAGCACUUUAUGAUGAUGCUCAUGGCCCAGUGGUGAGGGUGUGAGCCUGGCAUCGCUUUCCCCGGGAAGGCUCCGGCACGGCGCAGCCUCCCCGUCCCCCCUCCAGCUCCACCGGUGCCGGAGCCCGCGGGGCGUGGGCUGGGGGUGCAGCGCCCCUUGGGCCGCUUUGCUGAGCCAGGGCUCGUCCCCACGCCGUCCGUCCCCGAGCCGCUUCGCGACUCCGUCCCUCCGCGGCGUGUCAGGGGGUUUCUUCCAGGCACGUGCCCGGCCCCAUCCAGCUAUUUGUCGUCGUAGCCAUUUUCUCUUCGAGUAUGCAAUACCCCAUACCAUUGCUGCCACAAGUAGGUAAUGUGCCAUAACUGAUCCUGUGGAGCAUUGACAGUGCAGCCAGAAGUGUUUUUAUAUGCAAUAUUCUGAGCAGUGGAAGCUCGCUGGGGCUUCUCAUAGGUUUUUAAUGAAGACUUUUAUUAAAGGCUUUAAAAAAAAAAAAAAAAAGAAAAGAAGGAAGAAAAACUUGGUCCUUGUAUCCCUUCCUAUGCAUUUUGAAUGAUAUGAAGAUGAAAUGCAUUAAAUGUGUAUUUUUAUCCAUAUAUUAGAGUGUAUUCCUUGUAAAGUAUUUUUAUAUGCUAAUUUUCUUAUGUAUCUAUGAAAGCACAAUAUUUAAAAGUACAGCAUUUCAAAGAAUAUUUUAGUCCUGUUUUGGACCUAUUUGUAAAUCUCUGUAUUUAAAUGGGAUUGCAACGACUUUGACUUUUUUUUUUUUUUUAAAUUAAAUAAAAGCAAAUUAAAUGCA